UGGAUUGUCUAAGCCAUGAACAGCUUCAGGGCUGCCCUCUUCUUCUGGGUGGUGGCUACAUGGGCCAAAGGUGACAAGCCUCUGAGAGAGACAGAUAAAGCUGGAUUUCAAAACUGCAAGAAUGCCUUGAAGCUACCUGUUCUGGAAGUCUUACCCGGAGGGGGCUGGGAUAAUCUGCGGAAUGUGGACAUGGGACGGGUGAUGGGCUUGACUUACACUAACUGCAGGACCACAGAGGAUGGACAGUACAUCAUUCCUGAUGAAAUCUUCACCAUUCCUCGGAAGCAGAGCAACCUGGAGAUGAAUUCAGAAAUUCUGGAAUCCUGGGUGAAUUACCAGAGCAGCACCUCCUACUCCAUCAACACAGAGCUCGGGCUUUUCUCCAUAGUCAACGGCAAGUUCUCCUCCGAGUUCCAGAGAGUGAAAACCCUUCAGGUGAAGGACCAGGCUAUCACUACCCGGGUUCAGGUACGAAAUCUGGUCUACACAGUCAAAAUCAACCCAACUUUAGAACUGAGUCAGGGCUUUCUAAAGGAGCUCUUGGACAUCUGUGACCGUCUAGAGAACAACCAGACUCGGAUGGCCACCUACCUUGCAGAACUGCUGGUCCUUAACUAUGGCACCCAUGUCAUCACCAGUGUGGAUGCCGGAGCCGCUCUCAUCCAGGAGGACCACAUCAGAUCCUCCUUCCUGCAAGACAGCCAGAGCAGCCACAGUGCCUUGACUUCAUCCGCUGGAAUUGUCUUCCAAAAUAUCAUCAACUUCAAAUUUGAGGAGAACUACACCUCGCAGAAUGCCUUCACCAAAAGUUACCUCUCAAACCGAACCAACUCCAGGGUGCAAAGCAUUGGAGGGGUUUCUUUUUACCCAGGCAUCACCCUGCAGGCCUGGCAGCAGGGCAUCACCAACCACCUGGUGGCUCUAGACCGUGCUGGCCUGCCUCUGCAUUUCUUCAUCAACCCGGACAUGCUGCCUGGUUUGCCAGGUCCCUUGGUGAAGAAGUUGUCUAGGACAGUGGAAAUGGCUGUGAGACGCUAUUAUACUUUCAACACCUACCCUGGAUGCACGGAUUUCAAUUCACCCAACUUCAAUUUUCAGGCCAACACAGAUGAUGGAUCCUGCGAAGGGAAAAUGACCAACUUCACCUUUGGAGGGGUUUAUCAGCAAUGCACUCAGCUCUCAGGGAAUGAAGUCAUCCUCCUGUGCCAAAACUUGGAGCAGAAGAAUCCACUGACUGGAGACUUUUCCUGCCCUUCUGGCUACUCACCAAUCCGCCUUCUAUCCCAGAUCCACGAGGAGGGUUACAACCAGCUGGAGUGCCAGCGCAAGUGUACCCUCCUCAUCUUCUGCAAGAGGGUGUGUGAAGAUGUAUUCCGGGUGGCAAGGGCUGAAUUUAGGGCUUUUUGGUGUGUGGCCCAUGGCCAAGUCCCUGAAUUCUCAGGACUACUUUUUGGGGGUCUCUUCAGUGGUAAGAGCAUAAACCCUGUGACAAAUGCCCAGUCGUGCCCGGCUGGCUAUUUCCCACUGAGACUCUUUGAAAGCCUCAAGGUAUGUGCUUCUCAGGACUACGAACUGGGAUACAGGUUUUCUGUCCCCUUUGGUGGGUUUUUCAGCUGUGCAGUCGGGAACCCCUUGGUGGAUUCUGCUUUAUCCAAAGAUUUAGGGACACCUUCUCUGAAAAAAUGUCCUGAGGGCUUCAGCCAACACCUAGCUCUCAUCAGCGAUGGAUGCCAAGUGUCCUACUGCGUCAAGUCUGGGCUCUUCACAGGAGGGUCCCUGCCCCCUGCCAGGCUCCCGCCAUACACCCGGCCACCCAUCAUGAGUCAGGCUGCCACCAAUACCGUCAUGGUGACCAACACUGAGACGGCGAGCUCCUGGAUUAAAGACUAUGAGACCCACCAGUGGAAGCUGGGAGAGCCACUAGAGCUGCGCAGGGCUCUGAAGGUCAUCCACGGGGAUGAGAGGGGUCUGUCGGGGGGAGCAGCAGCUGGGGUCACAGUGGCGGUCACCACUGUCCUGGCAGCUGCCAUUGCCCUGGCUAUCUAUGGCACGAGGAAGUACAAGAAGAGGGGAUACCAGGCUAUCGAAGAUGAGAGACAGAGUUUGGCUGAAGACACUGCAGUCACUAGAGAUGUCCCUCACCAAGAGCCGGAGCCAACUCCAGUCUAGAUC
This is a messenger RNA of Orycteropus afer afer, 2172 nucleotides long. RefSeq names its product macrophage expressed 1 (gene MPEG1). Lineage: Eukaryota; Metazoa; Chordata; Mammalia; Tubulidentata; Orycteropodidae. The record is from RefSeq and is a predicted model, not a curated record. Gene Ontology annotation, biological process: defense response to bacterium.